Petromyzon marinus (sea lamprey) is the source of this 7330-nucleotide messenger RNA. NCBI's taxonomy places the organism in Eukaryota, Metazoa, Chordata, Hyperoartia, Petromyzontiformes, Petromyzontidae. The record is from RefSeq and is a predicted model, not a curated record.
GUCCCGCAGUGGCGGAAGUGGGCGUGUCGCGCUCGGCCCGCCAUGACGGCGCCAGUGACAGCUGUGAGCCGCGUCCCUCCGCUCUCCAGCCGCGUCAUGUAACGUGCUUCUAGGGCGGCCUCCCCCCCCCUGCUAGCUUCUACCGCUCCCUCGCUCACUCGCUCGCACGCCCAGGGCUGGAGCAAGCCGACGGGCGGACACUCGCGCGGUGACAGACGGACGGGCGAGAGGAGGAGGAGGUGGCGGUGGCGGCGGCGGCGGUGGUGGUGGUGGUGGUGGCGCCGCCGCCAUGUUUUCCAAGAAGCCUCACGCGGGCGAUGUGAAGAAGUCGAUGCAGAAGAUUCUGGACCCCAAGAAGGAUGUCCUGACUCGCCUCAAGCACCUGAGGACCGUCAUAGACACCGCGGACCAAGGUGAACUCAAGCAGUUCUUGGAGUUCAACUACUCGCACGUCUACUACGUGUUCUUUGAGAAUUUCGUCAGCAUUGAGGCCAGCCUCAAGCAGAAGGGUCACAAGUCUCAGAGGGAAGAGUUGGAAUCAAUUCUCUUUAUCUUCGAGAAAAUUCUCCAGCAGCUGCCCGAGAGGAUCCACAACAGAUGGCAGUUCCACAGUAUAGGGCUCAUUUUAAAGAAGCUGCUUCAUUCUGGAAACUCUCUUAAACUGCGACGUGAAGGGGUGCGGCUCUUCCUGCUGUGGAUCCAGGCUCUUCAGGGAAACUGCUCGGAGGAGCAGAGGCUGAUCUUCGCCUGCCUCAUACCCGGAUUUCCCCUGCCCCUGUCCGAGCAAGGCCCCCGCUCUCUGGAGACCCUCAUCAACCCUCCGCUCGCCCUGCAAGAGGGCACAGCCCAAGUUAUUCCGGAAGAGAUAACGCCACUCAUUCCACCACAGUCAUCUGACAAAGCUCAGGAAGAUCCCACAAUCUACUUCUUGGAUGCACUGUUGAAGUACAUGGUGAACCAGGCCAAGAGCUUGGAGUGGAAGGACAAGGAAAAUCAGGAGAGGGGAUUCGCGUUCCUCUUUGUAAACUUCAAAAACUUCUACUUGCCUUACAUCUUCCCCAGCUUCUCGUGGGAAAUCAGCUUGUAUCACCCGGUCAUCGACAUCCCCCAGUGGAGGUCGAGGCCACACUAUGUCCUCAUCGGCAAGGACGCCGAGACCAACCACGCCAUCUACUGCACCAAGGAGCCCUUCCUGGCGGCGCGCGUCUCCGUCGUCAAGUGGCUCGUCGCCUUCUGGCUCGAGUCCAAACCCAUCGCCAUCCCCAAGCUGCCCGGCGUCGACGGGGAGGACGUGCCAAAGAACAUUCAGCGAGCAGCGGCGGGCUACGCGAUCGCGGAGGAGCAGCGGGUGUGCGUUGGCGAGACGCGCGACAGCGUGACGGGGGGAGGAGGAGGAGGAGGAGGAGGGACAGGCGGGAACGGCGGUGGCUGUGGCGGCGUUGGUGGCGGCGGCGGCGGCAGCGGCCCCGGGAUAGCGAUGGGGCUCGGUGCCGGCGGCGGCGGCGGCGGCGGCGGCGGCGCGGGUAGCGGCUCCCAGCCCGAGGGGCAGGAGCAGCAAUCGCACUCGAACACGAGCACGCUGACGGAGCGCGAGCCCAGCACCUCCAGCCUGUGCAGCGUGGACGAGGAGCACCUGUCGGACGCCGAGAUCGCGCGCAAGGUCUUCCACUCGUCGCGCGAGAACGUCAACUUUGUCAUCGAAGUCUUCCGCCAGGCUUUCCUGUUGCCCAUCUGCGAGGCGGCAGCCAUCCGCAAGGUGGUGCGCGUGUACCAGGAGUGGAUCCAGCAGGGGGAGCGGCCGCUCUUCAUGAAGGAGCCCGAGGAGGCGCCGCCUCCUCACCUUCGCCCACCGCCGGCCAGCGGUGCCAAGGCCAGGACGGCGGAGAGCGACAGCAACGGAGCCGAGAGAAAACUGCCGUCGAGUAAAGGUGGCGCAGGGCACGCGCGCACUCCCAGCUGGACCCGGAACUCCUCCUACGAGGACGCCAUCAACAAAGCGUCGGAGAUGGACGACGGCAACAGGAGCCUCUACGCGGGGGUGCAGGCCACCCUGCAGGUGUUUCUGACCACAUCGGUGAACGUGUUCCUACUGGAACCCAGCAAUGACAUCCCCAAGCUGCUGGACGAGCACGUGGACAUGUGCAAAAGAGUGCUGAACAUCUACCGGCACAUGGUGAUGAACACGUCCAUGAACAAGCAAACUUGGGAGCAACUCCUCUUGGUUCUUUUGAGGAUCGCGGAAACGGUUUUCAGGAAGCUUCCGCAACAAGCCAAAUAUAGGACGUUAGCUGGAAAGCUGGCCGGACCAAUAUUCCAGACGCUGAUCGUCGCUUGGAUCAAAGCGAGCCUGAACGUGCUCAUCACGCGCGAGCUCUGGGACGAGCUCCUGUCGGUGCUGUCGGCGCUCACCCUCUGGGAGGAGCUGAUCACCGAGUGGGCCAAGACGAUGGAGACGCUCACCAAGGUGCUGGCGCGCCACGUCUACUCGCUGGAGCUGGGCGACCUGCCCCUCGACAAGCUCAGCGAGCAGAAGCAGAAGAAGCACAAGGGGCGAGGCCUGUGCCAGGAGGCGAGCCGCGGUGGACAGGACAAGUCGUUCUCCCGGGGAUGGAGUCGCGAUCAGGCACCGCACCCCGCCGAGCCCAUGAUGCGUCAGCGCAGCGCCACCACGUCCGGCUCCCCCGGCGCCGAGAAGGCUCGCGGCAUCGUGCGGCAAAAAACCGUGGACUACCCAGACCCCCCGCAGCAGGGCCAGCCGCUGCGGGUUCGCCACCACUCGCAGAACGAGGGCGGCCAGGCCGACGGAUUCCGCGGUGAGCUCGAGGAUGGGGCGGCAGCGGCGUCGUCGGCGAUGCCGGCGGCGGCGUCGGCGGCGCUUCCGCGCAGCAGCAGCGCGUCCGACAUCAUGGAGCAGUUCAUCUCGGAGAGGGCCAAAGUGAUGAAGGAAGAUGGCAUGGCCCAGCUGCGGACGUUCAUCUCCGACGCGCCUUCCACCAGCGGCGACAUCAGCGACAUGAUGGACGAAUUCAUUGCCGAGCGUCUCCGGAGCGCUAGCGCGGUGAGCUCCAGUGACGUCGCCAUGACGUCGUCUUCGCACGUGCAGAGGCGGCGAUCCUCGAACCACGCGAGCGGCAGCCCCGGCAGCGCCGAGGGCCCUUCCGAAGGCCCCGAGCUCCACUCGCGCCGCUCCGGGGAUCACGAGUCCCCCUUCGAGUGGCCCUCCCCCCCGUGCCGGCCCAGUAGCCACGCCAGCCAGGAUAGCCAGCAUGAGCCCUUCAGUGCCUUCCAGCCGCACGAGGGCAUGAAAACCAAAGAUUUUGUCGUGUUUGAGUGGCCGGACCCCAAACUGGAUGAGCCCUGGAGCCCGUCGGAGUUGACGGAGAGUUUCCACAGGGGGUACAGCUUCAGCAGCGAAGCGUCGACGAGCACGGGCUACAGCCUGAGCGAGGUGGAGGCGGCGCAUGCGGCGGCGGCGCACGCGGCAGGCGAGGAGGAGCACGAGGUGGUCGACUCAGCCACGUGGCAUCUUGGGAAAUCCCAUGAUGCAUUGCAACCGCGUGUUGUGGUGCGUCUGUGUGUGGUUAUUUUAUUAUUUUUUCUUUCACGUCAUGCCUUAUGGAACCCGGUGUUUGUGUUGAACCUUGGGCACCCCGCAGGUUCGGAGGAAGGCGGCUCUCCCAUCCACUCCGGCUCUAGCACGCGCGCGCACACUCCAUCUCCGUGCGUGUCGGCCCCCGAGCACCGCGAGGCCCGGGAGCUUCCCCUGCACGCCGACGACGACAACAAGCUGCACUACACAGGGCUACAGACGCCUGACGAUCUAGAGGGCAGCGAGUUCCUGGCGGAGGACAGCAGCGUGAUGUCGGGCGGCACGCUCAUGGGCUGGCACCCCGAUGUGGCCACGGUGCUGUGGCGCCGCGUCCUGGGCAUCCUGGGCGACGUCAACAGCAUCAAGGACCCCGACAUCCACGCGCAAGUUCUCGACUACCUCUGCGAGCUCUGGCAGAACCUGGCCAAGAUGAGAGACAACCUGGGCAUCAGCCUUGACAACCAGCGGUCACCGCCGCCGCCCGAGCUCAUCCCCCCUCUCCGCAUGUUCACGCCGUGGCUAUUCAGGGCGACGGCCCUGCCCGAGCGCUACAAGCAGGGCAAGCUGCACGCGUACAAGUUGGUCUGCAAGGUCAUGACCCGGCAGCAGGACAUGCUGCCCAACAGCGACUUCCUCGUGCACUUCUACUCCAUCAUGCACCAGGGCCUGCUCAGCCCUGAUCUGGACACAGUGUCCACCAUCAUCCGGUUCUGCUCGCCGCGGAUCUUCUCCCUGGGCCUGCCGGGCUGCACCCUGCUGCUCUGGGACUUCAUCGUCGCCGCCAGCAAAGUCGCCACAUGCGGCGUCGUGCAUGCUCCCCGGACAGAGGCGCAGAUGCUGCUCGGCUCCAUGCUGUGCUUCCCGAACCUCUACAAGGAGGUGUUGGUGUUGCAGCCCGUUGCCACUGACACAGCCCUCAUCCCAUGCAAGGACCUGAAGGAGCACAUCAUUAAAUCCCUACUGAAGUCUGCGAAGGAGGAGCCUUCCGUGUCUGCACGGUGUAUAGCGCUGUGCAACGUGGGUAUUUGGAUGUGCGAGGAACUGGCCCAUGCGACGAAGCACUCCCUUAUCAAAGAAGCGUUAAAUGUUAUCGGUGCAACGUUGAAGUUCCCCCACAAGCACGUGGCCCAGGUGGCAUGCGACCUCCUGCACCUGCUGGUGUCGUACGUCGACAAGCUGAUGGAAUAUCACGUGGACAUGCCAAAGAAAAUCAUCGGGAUUUUGGUGGCGACGAUGGUUUACCUGUUACCUGCAGCGGAGCACUCGCAACAAGAGCAAGAAAAGAGGCUCAUGGUGUCGCUGCUGCUGUGCCUGCUCGACUGGUGCAUGGUGCUGCCCGUGGAAACGCUGCUGCAGUCGCUGAUCCCCGCCGGCGCUUCCAAGCCCCACUCCGUGUCGCUGCUCAGCAGCAUUUACAAGGUCCUCUACAGCUGUGUGUACGGCUACCAUUUCUUCAACAACCCCAGGUACUGCCCCCUGACCCUGAAGGACCUCAUCAGUGUCGACUACAAUCCCACACUGCCCCUGGACGAAAUCAAAGACCCCGAGCUGCUCUAUCCACAGUCGGACAGGUCCAGCAAGCUCCUGACGGUGUCCGAUGGAGCGGCUCGUAUCCAGCGCGAGCUGAUCCCCCUGGCGGCGCGGACUGUCAUGGUCCACCUCGUCAACCACCUGGGCCACUACCCGCUGAGCUGCGGGCCGGCGCUGCUCGCCAGCCUGGUGCGCGAGCACCACGAGAACCCUCACGCCAGCGCCGCCGAGCUGUCCGCCGACCUCUUCGAGAACCCGAACCUGCAGUUCUUUGUGUUCAACAAGAGCACGCUGCUCUCCUGCCUGCAGAUCCCCGCCGAGAGGGACGUCCCCGGCGGCGGGGUUGCCGCCGGCCUGGCCUCGUCUGCCGCGUCGAACGUCCGCGUCGUGGUGCGCGACGUCUCGGGGAAGUACUCGUGGGACGCGGCGAUCUUGUACGGCCCCGCGCACUGCUGUCCGCAGCAGGAGCAGGAGCGGCAGUGGCAGCAGAAGCAGCAGCAGCAGGGACGUAGGCCGACCGCGUCGGUGGGCAGCGCUUCGCUGGAUCAUGCGGACGUCGACUCGGCCGGCUCGGAGGAAGCUGCCGAGCCAGCGAAGGGGGCGGCUGCUGCUGCUGCUGCUGCUGCGGCGGCGGCGGCGUCGUCCGUCAUGCAGGAGGGAGACUGUGCCGAGUCGCUGCCGGCGCCGUCUUGGGAGACGCUGGGGCGCGACCAGGACGCUCUGGACGAGACGCUGCGCUUCCUGGGCUCCACCAGCCCCGAGUGCCUGCAGCGGCCCGGUGCACCGCUCAACGUGCCCGCCGCGCCGCCGCAGUGCUCGUCGGAGAAGCUGGAGGGCGAGGUGCGCCGGGCGGUGCGUGCCCAGUGGCUGGAGGAGGGGAGGCACGCGCGCGCACACUCGGGCGACGCGUGCAUGCGCGCCGAGCCCGAGUGUGAGCCCGACGCUCGCGAGCCGCAGUCGGCGUUCCACUACUGCCGGCUCUUCCUCAGCAGCCUGGGCAUGCACUCGUGGGACCGCAGGCCGAGCUUCGAUUUGCUGAAAAAGAACGAGAAGCUAUUGCGGGAGCUGAAAAACCUCGACUCGCGACAAUGCCGAGAGACGCACAAGAUCGCCGUGCUGUAUGUGGCCGAGGGUCAAGAGGACAAGCUCUCCAUCCUCUCCAACCAGGGGGGCAGCCGGGCCUACGAGGACUUUAUAGCCGGCCUCGGCUGGGAGGUGGACCUCACCACGCACUGCGGCUUCAUGGGCGGCCUGCAGCACAACAGGAGCAACGGCUUCUCCGCCCCGUACUACGCCACCUCCACCAUGGAGGUGAUCUUCCACGUGUCCACCCGCAUGCCGUCCGAGUCCGAUGACUCUGUGACCAAGAAGCUGCGCCACAUCGGGAACGACGAGGUGCACAUCGUCUGGUCGGAGCACAGCCGAGAUUACCGAAGGGGCAUCAUCCCGACGGAGUUUGGCGACGUCCUCAUUGUCAUCACGCCGACCAAGAACCAGCUGUUCAGCAUCCAGAUCAUCAAGAAGCCGGAGGUGCCGUUCUUCGGGCCCUUGUUUGACGGCGCCAUCGUGGACGGGAAGAUCCUGCCGGUGCUGGUGCGAGCGACAGCUCUCAACGCCAGCCGCGCCCUCAAGACUCUCAUCCCGCUCUACCAAAGCUUCUACGAGGAGCGGGCCCGGUACCUGGACUCGAUCGUGCAGCACCACCGCGACCAGACGUGCUUCGAGGACUUUGCCUUCCAGCUCGUGUGUCCGGCUCCGUCGCGGCCCCUGCCAACUGAGCAUGAAUCGCCGCCGCAAGCGGAGGGCCCGAGCGCGACCACAGCGACCUUAGUGGACUCCGUGUCUCCUCUGUCGGCACGCUCGGCCCGAAGCCGCGUCUCGGUCAAGCUCCGUCGAGCGUCCGGCUCCUCCAACAAGGCAACGUAGUGGGAGGGUCGACGGGGGGAGCGGGGGAGCGGGGGAGCGAAGGAGGGGGUGGACGACUGCCCUCCCCCCCCCCCCCCCCGCCACGAUGCUCUCCUUGCCACAACCCUGAAACUCCCACACCUCCUUUCUCCCUACCUAUGCACUCCGCACACCCGACAACUCUCCUCACUUGCCGAACGACACCCACGGACCACCCCCGGUGCCCGAGUCGUGCCUACGCGAAGGGGGCAACCUGCUGACACUCGGUUUACCCCCCCCCCCCCCCCCCCCCCCACUUCACACCCC